This is a messenger RNA of Harpegnathos saltator (Jerdon's jumping ant), 3980 nucleotides long. Its product is annotated as glucose dehydrogenase [FAD, quinone]. NCBI's taxonomy places the organism in Eukaryota, Metazoa, Arthropoda, Insecta, Hymenoptera, Formicidae. Gene Ontology annotation, molecular function: flavin adenine dinucleotide binding; oxidoreductase activity, acting on CH-OH group of donors. The coding region runs from base 1073 to 2980 and encodes 635 amino acids. The record is from RefSeq and is a predicted model, not a curated record. The transcript is spliced from 10 exons.
AUGUAUUUCACGAGCGGACGUAUCGAUGCGAGCGCGAGCGUAUUAUCGUCGUUGGAGCAUAAAUCGUGGUAGCUACGCGCGACGCUUGAAUCGUUCGCGACCGUUUAGGCGGUUGUGCAAGCUAAUUAUUUUGCAACGAUGUUGGAGAAUUAUCUACCUACAUACUUUACCUAUCAACCUUUCGUGAGCCAGCCGUUUCGUGUGCAAUACGUUAAUGAUUGCCGGCGCGAAGAAUUAGUCCCAUCAAAUCCGCGCGCGAUGUCGUGCGUUUUCUGAGAUAGCGAUUCGACUUGGCGACUGAAUGCAAAUACGUACAAAAUAGUCCAAUGCGACAGUGCCGAUUGUGCGAGGAACGAGUUACUGCGGCGAGUGGCCGAUCGACACCCUCCGCGCGUGGUCCUUUGCGUAAAUUCCUGCAUGCAUCAUUUACACAUCCUAUUCCACUCGUGAUUCACGCGCCCGUCUCCCGCGUAAAAGCCCCGACACGUCGCGUUGCGCGUCUCACGGAGUUCUGUACAAAAUUUCACGAGCGCGCGCGCGCGCGCGAUCGAUCGGUCGAUUAAUUACGCCGUCGUGCACGACGCUGUAAAUCGAGAAACUUCCUCGAAGUGACCGCGCGUCAAGAUCUACGUGGCGGAGCGCGUAGAGUUUCGCGGCUUCCAUCGCUCUUUAGGACGACGAUUACACGGCGCAUUCCUCUUGCGCGUGAGGAACGACGUGGAGAUUAACUCGCGACAGAAUCAUCGACGGGAAAAACGAAAAAAGAAAAAAUAAGAAAGAGAGAGAGAGAGAGAGAGAAAAAGGAAAAUUAACCAACGUCCGGAUCCAUCAGCGUGAUCUACGGGCGGGUGCCUCCUCCGCCGCGGAAUACGACAGCCAGAGUGGGAGAUGAAUUAUAAAGUGGCGUUCCAUGGUGAGAGGUCUUACAGUUACAUUUUGCCCGCUCGCUACUCCCAAGUUGCGCCGUACCGUGCCGUACUUGUGCAGUGAAACGCACGUGCCAAGCCUUCACCGAGUCACGCGUGCAUCUCGAUCGGAUUGAGGAGGAUCGCGAUACGCUACAAGUGCGAUAAUGUCGUAUAGUCUGUCGGCCGGCCCUACAUGCCCAGAGCCCUACCUCGGCCCGAGCCUCGCUCAGGUCUGUCCAGGCUCGCAGUUCUUGACGUUCAUGACAAUCCUGGACACGCUCGUGCGCAGCCAAAACAGAGUUUCUCAGCUGUGCGAACGCGUCAAGACGGCGAAUCCACCCGAGUACUACUACGACUUCAUCGUCGUGGGCGGGGGAUCAGCCGGUGCCGUGGUGGCGUCCAGACUGAGCGACAUACCCGAAUGGAAAGUUUUGUUGCUAGAAGCCGGCCCGGACGAGCCACCGGGUGCCGAGGUUCCCAGUAUGGUGGCAAUGUUUCUGGGAACUGACAUUGACUGGCAGUAUCAAACCAUGAACGAGAUGAACGCUUGUCUGUCGACCAACGGAUCCUGCAGCUGGCCGCGCGGCAAAAACCUAGGCGGUACGUCGGUCCACAACGGCAUGAUGUACAUGCGGGGUCACGCCAAAGAUUUCGACAAUUGGGCGGCCAUGGGCAACAGCGGAUGGAGUUGGCACGACGUCCUGCCCUACUUCAAGUGCUCGGAAAACAACACGGAGACGCGUCGGGUGGGUCGCAAAUAUCACUCGACCGGCGGUCUGUUAAACGUCGAACGUUUUCCCUGGAAGCCCGCGUUCGCCGACGACAUGCUCGCGGCGGCGGUCGAGAGAGGAUACCCGAUUAGCGAGGACCUCAAUGGUGACCAAUUUACGGGAUUCACCGUUGCCCAGACCACAAGCAAGGACGGCGUCCGAAUGAGUAGCGCCUCUGCGUUCCUCCGCCCGCACCGCCACCGACGCAAUCUACAAAUCGCCCUGAACGCCACCGCCACGAAGAUCAUCAUCGAGAAUCAGAGGGCCGUCGGAGUGCAGUAUUAUCAAGAUGGUGAACUUCGAGUUGCCCGCGCCGCAAAGGAGGUAAUCGCCUCCGGUGGUGCCGUAAAUUCGCCUCAACUGUUGCUACUCUCCGGAAUCGGGCCGAAGGAACAUCUGCGCGCGGUGAACGUCACGGUAGUCAACGACCUCCCGGGUGUCGGGGAGAACCUGCAUAAUCACGUGUCGUACACUUUAUCGUGGACCAUCAAUCAGCAGAACGUGUACGAUCUGAACUGGGCGGCUGCCACGGAAUAUAUUGCCUUUCAGAAAGGACCGAUGUCGUCGACGGGUAUGGCGCAAUUGACCGGAAUACUGCCGUCGGUUUACACGACUCCGGACCAUCCGGAUAUUCAGCUGUUCUUCGGCGGCUAUCAGGCGGCCUGCGCCACCAGCGGCGAGGUGGACGCCACCAUGAACGGGGAUGGUCGCAGCAUCAGCAUAUCGCCGACGAAUAUACAACCGCGCAGCAAGGGUAACCUCCGUCUGGCUAGCAACAAUCCCCUGGAGAAGCCGAUCAUAUGGGGCAAUUACUUGAGCGACCCCAUGGACGGGGCGAUCCUCGUGGAGGGUAUCGAGGUCGCGUUGUCUCUCGCCAAUACCAGUGCCAUGGCCAAGUACAACAUGACUCUGAGCAACAGGCCGUUGCCCGCGUGCUCCCGAUUUCCGUUCCUCAGCAAGGAUUACUGGAGCUGCGCGGUGCGCCAGGACACCGGCCCGGAAAAUCAUCAGGCGGGUUCCUGCAAGAUGGGGCCGCCGAGCGACCCCAUGGCCGUGGUCGACCAUAAAUUGAGAGUGUACGGCGUGAGGAAUCUCCGCGUGGCCGACGCGUCCAUCAUGCCGCAGGUAACGUCGAGCAACACGGCGGCACCGACCAUGAUGAUCGGCGAAAAGGUGGCCGCGGACAUCAAGUCCGACUGGGGUGUCGGGGCGACACAAUGUUCCCGGCCGACGAUCGACAGUUCGCUGGACCUGCUGCUUUGGGGGAUCAAGUACAUCGAUUGGGAACAGGCUAUAUGGUAGCCCGAGGUGUUCGCGAUCGAUCUCACAUGAUCCGUCGUCUUUUCUCCUCCCCCGCCCCUCGAUCGUAUCGCGAGGUGCCUAAGAAAGUCGGUGUGAACGCGACCGAAGGCGAAGGACCCUCCGGAAGAGACACGCAGGGUGCAAUUUCCUUUCUCCACGGCGUCGCCAUCUCCCUCGAUCGUGCGGGGGCGUCGCAUCGGAUCCUACUAAUUACACGCUGCAGCGUGCAAUUGUUUUCACUGACUCGUAGUGAGAGCGGGAGAGGGAGAGUGAGAGAUAGAGGUAGAUGAAGAGGGGAAAGAGAGAAAGAGAGUCACGCGAUCGAACUGGAAUAUCGUCGUCGUCGUCGUCGUACUGCUAUGCUUCACUUUUCAAUUAGUUAGUAAUUUCCCGAGAUUUCCGGGUGAAUUUCUCGGCGCGUGACGCGUGGCUUUUCACGAGAUCCGAGAUCGGCCGAUCAGUGAUCGUUUGACCGCGCGGACGUGCAUCUCUCCGUUAUGUUAAUUUACGAGGAUUGCGUUACUGCGUGCACCGUCGCUGAUUCUCGACGAGCCUACGAUUGUGUACUCGAACGUGUCCCGAUUUGCCGUCGUUCGAUAUCACGUAUGUGUUAAAGUACGCGUCGUGUUUAGACUUAGGAAGAGCCUGCCAACUACACGUGUACCACGUAGCGCCGGCGAUCUCCGCCGGCGCCGAGAGAGAGAGAGAGAGAGAGAGAGAGAGUUUCUCUGGUACUUCCUUAGUAGCGCUUAAUGUGUAUUAUUCGCGUGGGAACGUCCUGUCGAAUGCGAUGACCAAAGACAAAUUCCCGGUACCUGGUUAACGAUCGACCGAGCACGUCGACGAAAAUGCGCGCGCGCGACAGUCGAUCGUUCCGACGGAGGAAUAUAUAGGAAACCAAGUGGAUUAUAAAUAUAGAUAGCUCUCGGCCCCGUUUGCUUGUUCGCGAGGCGCGCGAAUAUAAAUCAAAAUACUGUAAAUAAACGAGAUUGCAUAAUGA